UAGUCAAAAGUGAGUUUCUAGUAGCUUAGGGAGAAGGCAUAGCGUAUGACGUGUGCUAAAUGUAAUGAAUUGUCCUUUCUUCCUUUUUUUCUGCAUGUCUCAUUUUUCUCUCUUCAGACCUGCGACCAGGAGCUCGGAACAGGUACAAAGAAAGAACGAUGUCUUCAGGAGAAAAGCCUACUUCUGUGUGCACUUCUUCUCAGUACUCUCCUUGGUUUUGCAUUACUCAUCACCUACAUCACGAUGACUUGUGCUCUAGGAUCAUGUGAUGUUGAACCGAGCCUUGCACUCUUGGCCAGACUCCUGAAUUCUAGGAAUGACACUGUAGAUCCCUGUGAGGAUUUCUACAAAUACGCUUGUGGCAGCUGGGAAGGCAAACACUCAAGCACUGAAGUAUCAGGAAACAUCUUUGAUGCGCUGUUGGAAGAAAACCAGCUGAUAUUGAAAAGGCUUUUAGGUAGGAAGAGGCAGUUGGUGUGGUACCUUCAUCAUCUUCCUCAGUCAGAGAUGAGAAUACCAAGAACUGAGUGCACAACCAUUCCUGUCAGUAACUGAGUCCAGUGUUUGUUUGUUUUUUUCCUUAUUCUGCUAUCAUAGCAAGUAGAGAUUUACACCUGUAAGAGAAGUCAUAUUAAAAUACUUACAUUUCA
Messenger RNA from Meleagris gallopavo (turkey), 650 nucleotides. NCBI's taxonomy places the organism in Eukaryota, Metazoa, Chordata, Aves, Galliformes, Phasianidae. The record is from RefSeq and is a predicted model, not a curated record.